Molecule: messenger RNA, 2112 nt
Organism: Dictyostelium discoideum AX4
Lineage: Eukaryota; Evosea; Eumycetozoa; Dictyosteliales; Dictyosteliaceae
Product: RasGTPase-activating protein
Exons: 4
Coding region: 1-2112 (703 amino acids)
Cellular component (GO): cytoplasm
Source: RefSeq, a predicted model, not a curated record
AUGUCAAAAUUUACAAAUUUAUUAAGAAAAAGUAGUUCUAUGAAUAUGACAGGUGGAACAGCAGGUGAUAGAAGUAGUGUUUAUAUUGACACAAGUGGUAAUGGUAAUAGUGGUGGUAGUAGUCCAGAUACAUCAAUAAUCAAUACACCAUUUGGAGAAGCUAUCAAUGAAAAAGUGAUCGAACCAAGUGAAAUUAAAUUAUCAGAAAAGAAUUUAAAUGAUAUCAAAGUCUUAUUAAAUGAUAUUAUAAAAAGUUGUAAAAAUUAUUAUGAUCGUGGUGAACAGUUUGCUAAAACUCAAGUCAAAUGGUCACAAUCAUUCUCAAAAGAUUAUGAAAAAUCAACUACUCAUUCAAGUUCAGCUCAACAAGUUUAUCAACAACAACAACAAGCAGCAGCAGCCAAUGGUAAUGGUGAAACAUCAACCUCUGAUUCUAAUCUUGGUUUCAUUAGAGCAUUAGAACAAUUCACAAGUUCAAUUACAAAAACUAGUGGGUUCGAAUCAGAAUGGAUCAAUUCAGUGAUGGAAGGUUUAAUUAAACCAAUUCAAAUAUUAAUUGGUGCAAUCGAUGAAAAAAAACAAUAUAGAAAAAAGUUUGAUAAAGCUGUACAAGAAUAUGAAAAUAUAAUUUCAAAAAUUAAACAUCAACAAACUCAAAAGAAAAUUGAUAUUCUUAAAAUUUAUAAUUAUGAAAAAGAAAAAUCAAAAUUAAAACAAAAUUAUGAAAAUGUAAAGAAUGAAUAUAUAUAUUAUUUAACAGAUACAGAGAAUAGAAUGCAUACAGAAUUUCUUGAUUUAUUAGUAUUACAUUAUGAAUCUAUGCAAUUAUUAAAUGGUAAUGCUUAUGCAGAAUAUGCAGGUAUUAAAACUUAUAUCGAUAGUUUAAGAACUUGGUGUCUUAAUGAACAAGAUUAUUUCCAAAAAGAAAGUAUUGAAAGAGAUGCAAGAAGAGUUUUAGAAUUACAAAAAGAAGAAGAUUUAAAACAUCAACCAAUUAUCGAUUUAUUAGUAUCACCACCAUUUUAUUUAUGGAAAUUAUUAUCAGAGAUUAGAAAGAAUGAAUUAUUUCCACCACCACCACCACCAAAUACACCAAUUGUUGUACCACCACCACCAAUUCAUUUCAUACCAAAUUUAGUGCGUAUAUUUGAAGCAAGAGGACAAUUAUCUGAAUUAUUGAUAAUGAUGGUACAAUCGGAUUUACCAAAUAUUUCAAUGACUGGUACAUUCUUACCAUAUGAUAUAGUUUCUUGUGAAUUCAUUGAAGAGAUUGCAAAUUUACCAUCAUCUACACCUUAUUUGAAAUAUUUAUUCGAUCAAUCAAUUACAAAUAUUAUAAAUUAUCAUGAUAAUUAUCGUAUUAAUACUCAACAAGGUAUUACAAAUUUAAUAGCAGAAUUUGAAUAUGUUUUAAAUAUUUUCCAAGGUUCUUGUGAAUAUUUACCACCACCAUUUAAAAAAGCAUCAAUUGAAAUUCAAAAUGGAUUAAAUAAAUUAUCACCAGGUUCAAAAUCACCACCAAUUGGAUGUUUAUUAUUUAGUAGAGUAUUUGCACCAGUUGUUGCAAGACCACAUCAACAUCAAUUAUUCCAUGUUAUACCAUCGGAUCAAGCAUUGGAGGUAUUGGCAUUCUUAUCUACAAUGUUUGUGAAUUUCGGUACCAAUCAAUCAUUUAUGGCUAGUAUUUUAGGUUCACAACAAUUGAAUGAAUCAAUGGAUGCUUGGAAACCAGUGAUCACUACAUUCUUUGAUCAAGUUAAACAAUCGGAUCUUACUGAAUGGGAUUCUUCAAUCACUUUGAAUGAAGUUUAUCAACAAGAUAUCCCAGUGAUUCAAUCAUUUAUUAAACGUCAUUAUUUACAUAUCUCUGGUUCUUACCUUAGUAGAGAUCGUGAACAAUUAUCAGUGUUUACUCAUGCUUUAGGUUCUUUAGAAGCUGAUGAUCCACCACCUACUGAAAAACAAUCAAAUAAUAAUAAUAAUAGUUCCAAACAUAGUUCUUCCUCUUCAACUCCAACCCAACAUCCUUCUUCUCCAGCUUUAUCUCCUCAUUCUUCUUUACAAAAUCUUAAUAUAAGUGCUAACAGUGGUGAUGAAAAUAUAGAACAGUAA